CCAAAGGUCCUGGGUUCAGUUCUUAGACCCUACAUGGCAGCUCACACCUGUCUAUAAUUCUAGUUCUAAGGGAUCUGACACCUUCGCACUAAUGUACAUAAAAUAAAAGUAAAUAAAAAGAAACUUAUUCUAAGUACUACCAUUUCGUGUUCAGACUUCAUUUAAUCAUAAGGAGAAACUAAGUUCAAGGGCCCAGGCCCUAGGGAAGCUGGGGACUUCCCAAGAGCUGAACAGCUUCUGUUGUAAGGAGACAGUUGUCUGAGUCCAGACAUCUCUAGGACAACUUUUAAGGAGACAGUUGUCUGAGUUCAGACAUCUCAAGGACAAGUCUUCUGUCUUGCUGGCAGGGUCAAACUACGUUCAUGUUCCCAGGCCCGAGAACCUAUUCACAUGCUGAUUAACGGAAACUCCCCUGCUCAAUCCCUUAGGUCAGAUAUGAUUGGACAAUGCUACAGCCCACCCGCCCUUGUUCCCCAUCCUUUAACUAUGCUGCACAACUCCCUUCAAGGUCAAGGUCGUAGCUCAGCUCCCAUCUGUUCUGGGGGCCCCAUUUGGCCAGUAGCAGCCGGAUUACAAUACAUUUUUGUCAUCUGCAUUGGCCUGGUGUUUGAGUUAUGUUGGAUGUAAGGGGAACCCCACAACACAGAGCAGCAGGUUGAGAACCAAACUAUAGCAGGGGUAGAUAUCAUUAAUGACUAGAAGAGGGCAUAAGGAGGAUCUCUGGAAACUUCCAACUUCUUGUAACUGGAUGCGAAGGGUUCUGAUCUCCCACUGGCUGAGUUGUCAGGACAUUUGGAAGGCUGAGCCUACUGUUGGCCCCAGGACACACCCUAGCCCUCUUCAGUCAGUUGAUUUGCAUGCUCUGUUGUGGUCCAGAGGUUUCCCCAUCCCUGUACCACAAGCGCCCAGAGCCCAGCCCAGCAGAAGAACUCAAAGCCAACCUUCUUGCUUCUGGCCAUGGCCUGUUUGGUUUGCCUGUUUCUCCUUAUGAUGGGAGCCUUCUCGGCAGUCUUUCAGCCAACCCUGACGGAUCCUGAUGCACUGCUGGUCUUCCCAGGCCAAGUAGCUCAACUUAGCUGUGCAGUCAAUUCCCAGCAUGCCUCCGUCAGAGACACUGGUGUAUCCUGGUAUCGGCAGCAGCCAGGCAACGCUCCGCAUCUUCUCUACUAUUACUCAGAAGAGGGGCACUAUCGGCCAGAGGACAUUCCCGACAGAUUCUCAGCUAGCACGGACACGGCCCACAAUGCCUGUGUGCUGACCAUCAGCCCCGUGCAGCCGGAGGAUGACGCCGAUUACUUUUGCUCCAUCAGCUUAUAACUUGGAACCCUAGGGCUGGGGUCUGUUCAUCUCUGAUUUCUGCCCUCUUGUC
Molecule: messenger RNA, 1369 nt
Organism: Acomys russatus (golden spiny mouse)
Lineage: Eukaryota; Metazoa; Chordata; Mammalia; Rodentia; Muridae
Gene: Vpreb3
Product: V-set pre-B cell surrogate light chain 3
Exons: 2
Coding region: 958-1317 (119 amino acids)
Biological process (GO): immunoglobulin production; immune response
Source: RefSeq, a predicted model, not a curated record